AUGGCUUCAGUCGCAUCCGCCUCCCCGUCUUCUAAGCAUAGCUUCCCCCACAUGGAAUCUGGCGAUGAAUCCGACGGCUCGUGGCAACGUGUAGAGUCUUACUCGGCCUCUGUUGGUUUUAUGCCCAGUCCUUCUAGCUCGAGUAUGCAAAGCUGGGGGGUCAUUGGGAUGAAUCCCAACCAGAUCCAAGCUUCACCCGUUGCCAUGUCUCCUCUCCAACUAGAACACGACCACUCCCACGUGGUGCCUUCUAGUUCCUUUCCCGAUCACGCGACGGAUGCCUCUGUAAUGGCGACCGCAGGCAUGCAAAGCCAAUUGCUGUCCAACUUUGGUGACUCGCAGCCGUUCAUGGCUAGUGAGCAGGAUUUGAUGUUUAACGAGCCGUUUACGAGUGAGUCCCAGCGCGAGGAGUUGGCACGUCGCAAUUCGAACGUCAUUUUUAACUCCAAUGCUGUAGAUAUAGAUAUGACCCAAUAUUACUCUACAUUUCAGGGUAACAUGACCGCCAACAUGGCAGGGAUAGGUGGUUUCGAGAUGCCGACUCAGACGGCUGAGCUCAACAUCCCACCCCAGUUCCAGAACGACAACAACGUUCCUCCGUGGGCGCCUACGAACCUGAAGAAUGAAGGGUUCUCGCCGGUAGCAGGUGACGAGGUCAUCAGCAUAACGUCCCAGUCCCCAGAGCAGCGAUCUCCAACGCAUAGCUCUCUUCAGUCGAGCCCGAGAUCUCCGUACGUCAAAGCGGAACCCAGCAAGGGCGCAAGCCCUAUACGCAAAGUAAGGAGCGGCGGCUACAAGGUUGAGAAGAGGAAGGCGGAGGCGUCGAGCAAAUUCGUCAUCAUGACGCCGAACCUCAUCCACCAACAGUCAGGGAAGCCGAAUCCAUUCGAAUGCUUCGAGGCUAUGCGAACUACUCAGAGAGGUAGAAAGGGGCCAUUGGCGCAUGAGACCAAGGAGAGCGCCUUGCAAGUUCGGAGAUUAGGGGCUUGCUUUUGCUGCCACAGCCGCAAAGUGAAGUGCGACAAAGAGCGGCCGUGUAAGAACUGCAAGAAGCUCACCGCACAAGUUCCACAGAUAAUGUGCUGGCAGUUUGGGGACUUCCUCCCGGUGCUAUUCCCAGAGUUUAUGCGAACGCACUUCAAAAAAGAUCAAAUAACGAAUUUCAUCCACGAGAACGUGGAAAACUUCAAGCCCAACAACGCCGAAGUCACUUGCUCCGUCGAGCUCUUUUCCGGCUCUAAUUUUGGUUCGACCCUCACCAUUCCCGCCAGCUUCUUCACCCCUAAGUCCGCCGAGAUCCUUCAGCAUUGGCACGUGAACAUGGGCAUAAACCAGAUGGAUCUACAGUCGAGAGGCGCCGCCCCGAUUGGUAUCGACCCGGAAAACUCGACACAGAGAGAGGAGUUGAAGAGACGGGCUCGCGAGUACAUCCAUAACCUCACAUCUGAGCCCAUGUACGCCCAGCAGGUAACGGAUGCCAUCCGAUCGACCCAAGUACCGCGGAAAGUCUUGUCGAUUGUACAGCGCUUCGCGCAACGUUCCGAGUCUUCGCAGGUGGCGAUGGUGAAACGCGCACUGAGUAUCUACGUCACACACUACGUGCUCACGCGACAGCUCUGCCUCACCGAAGCUACGAUCGUCAGCUUGCAGGACACGAACAUGGUGCCGCGAGGCAACCCGUGGCUGACGUCGCGAGUGCUGAACCGGCAGGUGAAGGCGGUUCUCGACGAGAUGCUGCUGAAGGAGAUGCAGGCGCUCUUCGACGGGUUCUCCAAGUCGCUGAAGCCGAAGCUCCGGCGCGAGUGGGCGCCGUGUCUGGCCGCGUUCCUGGUGCUGUGUCUGUUCAUGGAGACGGUAGAGACGGCCGCCGACACGUUCGUCAUCUCGCAGAACGAAAUCUCAAUCCGCAACCGCUCCAAACCCGAGUACCGCCGGGACUUCGCGCUCACGCUUUGCCGCGACAUUGAUAACCUCCCCUUCAAGCAGUUCGCGUACCAGUUCCACCAGGUCUACCAGACCCAUACCCGGGACACCGGCGCCAAGGCCUUCAAUCCCCUCGCCGACGCCAACUUUGCGCAGAUGGACGAACUCGACGGCCCGGCCGCCGAGAUGGUGGCCUCGCUAAAGGAGCUGCUCCAGGGCGACGGAUGGGCCGAGCUCGACUUCCUCGUCGCGGACCCCAUCCUGCCUAACCAGGAGGGCCACCCGUUCCCGCGCGACGUGUCGCUGAACUACACGGGCCGCCUGGUAGCGCGGUUUCUGCUGUCUUUUACGGACGAGAAGUACCUCUUCGACGGCCAAUACUAA
Messenger RNA from Daldinia childiae, 2307 nucleotides. RefSeq names its product putative fungal zn binuclear cluster domain containing protein. The record is from RefSeq and is a predicted model, not a curated record. Gene Ontology annotation, biological process: regulation of DNA-templated transcription. The transcript is spliced from 4 exons. The coding region runs from base 1 to 2307 and encodes 768 amino acids. Gene Ontology annotation, molecular function: DNA-binding transcription factor activity, RNA polymerase II-specific; zinc ion binding. Lineage: Eukaryota; Fungi; Ascomycota; Sordariomycetes; Xylariales; Hypoxylaceae.